Molecule: messenger RNA, 1377 nt
Organism: Eutrema salsugineum
Lineage: Eukaryota; Viridiplantae; Streptophyta; Magnoliopsida; Brassicales; Brassicaceae
Product: septum-promoting GTP-binding protein 1
Exons: 6
Coding region: 236-1096 (286 amino acids)
Molecular function (GO): GTPase activity; GTP binding
Source: RefSeq, a predicted model, not a curated record
AGGAGGCAACACAGAAACUUAAAAAGCUUCCUCGUAUAUUUGCUUCUCUCUCUCCUUUGCUUUCUUCUUUCAUGGCCAAAAUGGAACCAAUUAGCUUCUCUCUGGCCAUCCUUCUUCAAAGAUCUUCUUGAAGCUGCCUUCCUAAUUUCCAAAUUUUCUGAUUCUCCAUCUUCUUCUUCUUCUUCUUUUGUUUCCGUUCCGAUUUUGAAAAUUCUCAUCGAAUCGAGAGAGAAAAAUGGCUCAAUCCUGCCUUAAAAUCGUUCGAAUCAACAAUCUAAGGAGCAGAGUGAACCGUCGGAUUUUGAUUCUCCGUCGAUUCACGCGGCAGCUAUGGAGCAGAAUCGUCGCUUGCGCUCCCGGAAAAUCGCGGAGGUAUCUGUUGCUGUCUCGCGCCACGCCGUCUCCGACUGUCUCUCGUCCUCAACCUCCUCCGAUCCCCGUCGUAGAAGUCGGUGGUGGUGGUGAGUUCGUACGCCACGCACCGGUUUACGACCGCGAUAAUAGCCACCGUAGAUCGGAUUCCGAUCUGGUUUCUCUCAAGAUCAGCCUCUUAGGAGAUCCAGAAAUCGGAAAAACUUGCUUCCUGGCGAAAUAUGUUGGUGAAGAGAAAGAAGUUGAGAUGAGAGAAUUGGAGAAAGGGAUAAACUGUACGGACAAGACUUUAUCCAUGGGAGGUGCUCGCAUUUCCUAUAGUAUCUGGGAAUUAGAAGGAGCUGAGAAAUCACGGGAUCAAAUCCCCAUGGCUUGCAAGGACUCAGUAGCUAUUCUCUUUAUGUUCGAUCUAACCAGUCGUUGCACACUUAACAGUGUGAUUAGCUGGUUUCAACAAGCUAGAAAGUCUAAUCAGACGGCGAUUCCAGUUAUGGUAGGAACCAAGUUUGAUGAGUUUAUUCAGCUUCCUAUUGAUCUGCAAUGGACAAUUGCGAGCCAGGCAAGAGCCUAUGCGAAGGCGUUAAACGCGACACUCUUCUUCUCGAGUGCUUCAUAUAACAUAAACGUGAAUAAGAUCUUCAAGUUUGUGACGGCGAAGCUCUUCGAUUUACCAUGGACGGUGGAGCGUAAUCUCACCAUCGGAGAACCAAUCAUCGACUUCUAGCAUCUUCCAAAACGUAUUUGUAGAUAAUAUUUUAUUAAAAAAGAAGCGAAUCCGAUGAUAGCGUUGUUUUUUUUUUUUUAUUACAUUAACCGCCUGCCCGCCGCCGUGGGACUGAUCGGACCACCGUUUCUAGCCGUCUUUGAAGCGAAAUGGAGAGAUGAGGCGGCGGAGAUUUCGCCCGCUUUCUUCAUUGUUUUCUGUUUCUUUUUAAAAACAAACAAACAAACAAACAAAAAAAGGAAAAACAGAGAAAAAAAUGGUGUGGAGAGAAAUGUAACAGG